AGCGUUAUAAUCAUCAUCAUCAUCACCAUCACCGUUUUCGUCAUCGUUAUCAUCAUCGCCGUCAUCAUCAUCGUCAUGGCAGCUAGAGGAUUGUCGGUUACCGCACGGCAGCCGGAUUUGUAACCCCGCGGCUUGUCGGACUUAUCACACGGUCAAAGGCAAUACAUCAAUGGCCCUAGAAUCAAAUGGCAACAACGUGGUGUGGUUGAACACAACCCGUCCUGAUCAAAUACAGCAGAGUCAACCAAUUGAACAGCCAUUGAAGUGUUCCAUGUUUACUCAAACGGAGCAAACUAAUAGUUUCACCCAAACGGAGCAGAGUAAUUCAAGUUACGGUGACCAGAGACAGCAACCAGCAAUGUUUGAUCCGCAACAGAUCCAACAGCAGCAGGCUGCUGCUCAGGGACAGCAAUCCCAACAACAGCAGACCCAGCAGAUGUACGUUACAUCAGACAAGAAGGAGGACAAGUCUCAGCAGCAGCAACAGUCCACCACUGCUGAGUUCCCCUCUUCUUUCUACUACAACGUCAACAUGUUGCAGAAAGUACAGACAAAUGCGGUGAGCACAAUUAGUGCGAUCACCGAUGACAAGGGUUGUUACCGUUUCGAUGUGCAACCUGUCGGUUAUAAUACAUUACUGAAUCAGAUGAGCAUCGCUGCUGCCACCAAUGCGACCUUCAAGUGCGACAUUUGCGGUCUGGUGUUCGGCCACGUCAGUCUGCUUCAGCAUCACAAGCGGAUUCAUAGUACAACGCCCAGCAAUCUGCAGCAACAGCCGCAACAGAUUGUGGUGCAAACGCCGACAACUGUAACCGUUGCUACCACACCGGAAAGGCCGUAUACCUGUGACGUUUGUGGCGCUUGUUUCGCAUUACCGGGGGAACUGAAGAGUCACAAGACCAAUAUGCAUCAAAAACCUAAGGUGCAAAUCUGUGAGGAUUGUGGCAGUGAAGACCCUUGCGAACAUCAUCCGACUAAAGUUAAAAAGACCAUUAAACCUGGUCAUCAUCCUGUGAAACGGAGGGGUGUCACUAGCGUCACCAAAUGUCAUAAAUGCAACGGCACGGGAAUAAUUUUUAUUGGUAAACACGACGAAAAACUAGAUUCCGGAAUCAGUUCCCUUGCAAAAUGUGGCGGCUGCAAGGCUACAGGCCGCAUCAUCAUAGGAAGUGGCAAGCAAAACAGUCAGAAUCAGACGGAAAAGCCAUUUCAUUGUAAUGUAUGUGACGGCACGUUUUCUCGAUAUUCGUCUCUCUGGUCCCACAAAAGACUUCAUUCGGGAGAUAAGCCAUUCAAAUGCGAAGUUUGCGGCUUGGCAUUCGCGAAAGCCGCCUAUUUGAAAAAUCAUGGACGAGUCCAUACCGGCGAGAAACCCUUUAAGUGUAGUGUUUGCGGUAUGCAGUUUUCGCAAAGUCCGCACUUAAAAAAUCACGAGCGCAUCCAUUCCGGCGAACGACCUUAUCAGUGCGAGGUCUGCGAGAAAACUUUCGCGAGACACUCAACGUUGUGGAAUCACAGAAGAAUUCACACCGGCGAGAAACCGUACAGAUGUAAUAUCUGCGGUUCGGCUUUCAAUCAAGCUACGCAUCUCAAGAAUCAUGCGAAAGUUCAUACCGGUGAAAAGCCACACAGAUGUGAUAUAUGCGAGAUCGGUUUCUCCGAUCGUUUUGCGCUCAAGCGUCACCGUGCGAUUCACGAGAAGUACGGUCAGACAGCACGGAGUCAGAACGCAAACAAUCCAGCUAACGCACAGCAAGCCAACGCGAGCAGUCAACCGCAGCCGCAGCAGCAGCAGCAGCAGCCGCAACAGGCGCAACAGGGUCAGGUCGUGGUUGUGAACGCGACUACUCCUGUGACCGUUAGCCAGGGACAAGGCCAAGUAAUGCUUGACGAAGUCUACAAGUGUCAGGUGGCCUUCCCAGAGCCUAAAUGAUUCAGCUAGAGAAUACCUUUCAGAAACUGGUAAAGAGGUUAACUUUUUUUAACCUUUAAAAAAAAAAACAAACAAACAAACAAAUAUUUACAAUGAAAAGCGGGAUUCACGGAUGGAUGUAUGAUAUAAGGAAUGAUAAAAAGACUCACACUCUGAUGAGAGCCAAGUGAGAAUCCGACGUAAAGUGACCCGAGAGAGAGUUGCAUCUCUUUUUUUUUCGCGUGCGACCGCUCGGAUGCUGUGAAUGAAUUAUUACUUGGACUGUCGGUAGUUUGAAUUUAGAUAUGCAUAAAAAUUUAAGGGAAACAAAAGAAAUAAAAGAUAGUCGGAAAGACACUUUGUGACGUUGCGCGAGUGAGGAAACAGUUUUGUGAAUUAUGUUCUUGGAAGAAUUCGGUUCCGUAUAAGAUAUAAUUGGACGUUUCGAAAAGAUCGCCAAAAAAUCAACGAAAUCUUUUUGCAAAAAAAACCUGUAAUUGAAAUACAUUUGUCUUUAAUUUCAAUAUCCAAAAGACGAGAGGGAAUAAAAUUAUAUUGCACAGCAUUAUUUUGUGUGCGCAUUAUACAUUUCUUUUUUUUUUUUUUUUUUUUUUUUUUUUUUUUUUUUUUUUUUUUUCUUUUUUUCUUUUUUUUUUCAAAAGAAAUACAAGGAAAUGUGUUUGCAUGUAUAAUUCUUUCUUGAAUAUUGCGUAAUGAUCGUUGAUACUGGCAAAUUUCACAAAGAAGAGCGUAAGAACACGAAAUUAAACGAACGUCUUGCCAGCAUUUCAUGACACUUCAUGAACGGCGUUGUGCAAUAGUUACGACAUUAAUUCUGCGAUAGAUCGAGUGUACUGAGAACGAUUGUAAUAAGCGCAAUUGCGGCAGCGUUUAUUACGGCAACAUAAGAAGCGUAGGUAUGAGGUAUCGUGGAGUUUUUUUCUUUUGUUUUUUUUCCAGCGAAUUUUGAAAUAUAAGUGACAAGGACAAGCAAAAGAAGAAAGAACAAAUUAUGUUCAUAUGCAACGCUCGAACCUCGGCCCUUCUGAUUUUCACAAUAUAGUUUAAUUUUAUAUUUAAGAUUGUCACUGAAGUCUUCGUAUGAUUUUCAAGAGGAAGAUAACACUCAACCUAAAACGCAAGAAUUUUUGAAUGGCGCCUUGCGUAUUUUGCGGAAUAACGUGGCACGGAACGACAUCGCGAUUUGUGCGAGCUUUCUUCCGUCCAGUCAUUCGGGAUAAGGAAAAGCAUCGCAAUUACCGAAAUGUUGACAACGACCAUGAAUAAAAAAAA
Messenger RNA from Pseudomyrmex gracilis, 3205 nucleotides. RefSeq names its product zinc finger protein 2 homolog. The record is from RefSeq and is a predicted model, not a curated record. The transcript has 9 exons. NCBI's taxonomy places the organism in Eukaryota, Metazoa, Arthropoda, Insecta, Hymenoptera, Formicidae. The coding region runs from base 170 to 1933 and encodes 587 amino acids.